Callithrix jacchus (white-tufted-ear marmoset) is the source of this 4319-nucleotide messenger RNA. It is a transcript of the gene VDR, whose product is annotated as vitamin D receptor. Gene Ontology annotation, biological process: cell differentiation; negative regulation of transcription by RNA polymerase II; positive regulation of transcription by RNA polymerase II. Lineage: Eukaryota; Metazoa; Chordata; Mammalia; Primates; Cebidae. Gene Ontology annotation, molecular function: nuclear receptor activity; vitamin D response element binding; zinc ion binding. The record is from RefSeq and is a predicted model, not a curated record. Gene Ontology annotation, cellular component: nucleus.
GGGCGGGGCCCGCUCGAGGGGCGGGGCCAGGUGCUGGGCUGUCUCUGCUUGUCAAAAGGCGGCUGCCGAGCCGUGGGCGCCGGGAGCGCGGAACAGCUUGUCCACCCGCCGGCGGGACCAGAAGGCUUUGGGACUGAAGUAUCUGUGUGACCUCAUAGAAGAGCAUCCGGGGGCUCCACGUACCUGCCCCUGCUCCUUCGGGGAUGGAGGCAAUGGCAGCCAGCACUUCCCUGCCUGACCCUGGAGACUUUGACCGGAACGUGCCCCGGAUCUGUGGCGUGUGUGGAGACCGAGCCACGGGCUUCCACUUCAACGCUAUGACCUGUGAAGGCUGCAAAGGCUUCUUCAGGCGAAGCAUGAAACGGAAGGCACUGUUCACCUGCCCCUUCAACGGGGACUGCCGCAUCACGAAGGACAACCGGCGCCACUGCCAGGCCUGCCGGCUCAAACGCUGCGUGGACAUCGGCAUGAUGAAGGAGUUUAUCCUGACAGAUGAGGAGGUGCAGAGGAAGCGGGAGAUGAUCCUGAAACGGAAGGAGGAGGAGGCCUUGAAGGACAGUCUGCGGCCCAAGCUGUCCGAGGAGCAGCAGCGCAUCAUUGCCAUCCUGCUGGAUGCCCACCAUAAGACCUAUGACCCCACCUACUCUGACUUCUGCCAGUUCCGGCCUCCGAUUCGUGUGAAUGAUGUUGGAGGGAGCUAUCCUUCCAGGCUCAACUCGAGACACACUCCUAGCUACUCCGGGGACUCCUCCUCCUGCUGCUCAGAUCACUGUAUCACCUCUCCAGACAUGAUGGAAUCAUCCAGCUUCUCCAACCUGGAUCUGAGUGAAGAAGAUUCAGAUGAUGGUUCUGUGACCGUGGACCUGUCCCAGCUAUCCAUGCUGCCCCAUCUGGCUGACCUGGUCAGUUACAGUAUCCAAAAGGUCAUUGGCUUUGCUAAGAUGAUCCCAGGAUUCAGAGACCUCACCUCUGAGGACCAGAUCGUGCUGCUGAAGUCCAGUGCCAUCGAGGUCAUCAUGUUGCGCUCCAAUGAGUCCUUCACCACAGACGACAUGUCCUGGACCUGCGGCAAACAAGACUACAAGUAUCGCGUCAGUGAUGUGACCAAAGCAGGAUACAACCUGGAGCUGAUUGAGCCCCUCCUCAAGUUCCAGGUAGGGCUGAAGAAGCUGAACUUGCAUGAGGAGGAGCAUGUCCUGCUCAUGGCCAUCUGCAUCGUUUCCCCAGAUCGUCCCGGGGUGCAGGACGCCGCGCUGAUUGAGGCCAUCCAGGACCGCCUGUCCAACACGCUACAGACCUACAUCCGCUGCCGCCACCCGCCCCCAGGCAGCCACCUGCUCUAUGCCAAGAUGAUCCAGAAGCUGGCCGACCUGCGCAGCCUCAACGAGGAACACUCCAAGCAGUACCGCUGCCUCUCCUUCCAGCCCGAGUGCAGCAUGAAGCUCACGCCCCUUGUGCUGGAGGUGUUCGGCAGUGAGAUCUCCUGACUAGGGCAGCCGGCGGUGGUGCCCGGGUGGGGCCGCUCCUCCAGGGCCACAUGCUGGGCCCGGGACUGGCAACUACUCAGCAGCCCUCCUCACCCCCGUCUGGGGUUCAGCCCCACCUCGGGCACUGCCCCUGUCCACCCGGCCCAUUCUCUUUCCUGUCCAACUCAACCCCUUUCCUGCAGGCCGUUCCCUGUUCCCUGGAGACCUCAGCCAUGAGCAGUUGUUGUGUAUUUGACAAAGAAGCUCAAGUGGGGGCAGAGGGCAGAGGCUGGAGGCAGGGCCUUGCCCAGAGAUGCCCUCACCCCUGCAUAAGUGGCUGCUGACUUGUGUCAAGGGAACAGGCAGGAGAAAUGCAUCCAUUCCUCAGGGACAGAAACACCCACACCUUCCCCCACUCCAGGCCCCCACGUCCAGAGCCUGGUGGGAUCUCCCUCUCCUGCCUACUCAUGAUAACUAAUCCACCCACAGCUCCCACCCACCCUGACCUUCAGUGCCCACUGUCGUCCCACCCUGACCUUCGGUGCCCACUGUCGUCCACUGCCCUGGUUGUACUCUCACGGGCAGUAGCUGUGGUGAGAUGGGCCUUCUUCCCAUUACUGGAGCCCCAGGCACAAACCCACCUGCUGAGAGACCCAAGGAGGAAAAACAGACAAAAGCAGCCUCACAGAAGAAUAGUGAUGGUGGCCACCACUGUUCCUGUCACUAAGCCACAUUUCCUCGGCCUGGAUCUAAGGGCUUGGUUGAGGUGGAAGUCCUCCUUCCACGGACCCAUGUAGCAGGACUGAAUUGUCCCUGGCUUGCAGAAAGCACCCGCCAUCCUCGUCCUCCCCUGGCCAGUGCCUUACCUCCCACCAGGAGAGCCAGCACUCCACUCCUCCUUGGCUGUUCUCCCCACCCCCUCCCCACUCCCAGUCUGGAGAAGCAGUGAGCCACAUCUUCUCCACCUGGCAGAAGGGAAGAAGGAGAAGAGCUAUCAGACCCCAGUGGGUGAAUCAUGCUCUCCAUGCUGCCUGGAUGUGUUCCAAGGCUGCUGUCAGCCCACAGGACCAGGAGCUAGUGCUCCCGCACCCCAGGCUAUGGGAACAGAGAGCGGGGCAGCCUCUGGCAGCUAGUCAGAGACAGCGUUUGGGGGUUCCGUGAUGUAGGGCAGGGUCCCUUCCUAUUCUCACUCCACCACCCAAAAGUCAAAAGAGGGCUGUGAGGUGGGGGCGCCAUGAUUCAACCUCCAGUGCAUGCCCUCCUCUGCAGCAGCCCGGCCCAGGGGGAGGGGCCCUCAGGAGAGUGAGCUUCGGGACCAGUAGAGAAGGACAUGCUUUCAGGUGGAUCAUAGUGGCUUCUUCAGAUCAGUGCUUGAGUUUGGGGAACAUGGCUGCAUUUGCUGUGUCACCAGGAAUGUAAAAGUCAGUGGGAACGUGAUCGCCCAACUCCUGGAAGCCGCGUCCUUCUACCUGCAUCCGUGGUUCCCUAAAAACUCGGGGAGGAAUUAAGCUUUGCAGCGCCAGAGCCUCGGUGUCCACCCGGCCCUGUGUCUCUCAGAAAUCUUCAGGUGGGAAAACAUCGGAAAGCCACGUUCCUUAUUGCGGAAGAGCAUGUAUAUCGCCUAAUCUUAAAUUUGUUAGAUAUGAGUUGCUUUCAGAAUCAGACUCCAUUUGUUCUAUACUCUAAUAUACAGGGGAGCAGGUAGCACUGAUUUGGAAAUGUUCAUGGGGGGAGAACUUACAUUGUGAAACUCUGUACACUAAUUAAUAUUGCUGUUGUUGUUAUUUUACAAAGAGAAACCCUUGUUUGAUUUUAGCUAUAGAGCACAUUAGGCCAGCUGGCUCUUCAGUGGGAGAAAACACUUGAAAGUUGCAAACCACUCAAUCUCCUCCUUAAGAAAAACUGACAGAGGAGAGCAUGACUCACCUGCGCGUCCGUAACCAGUUAGAAGUGGACCAAGACGGAACCAGACUGGACUCAUGGUCUGGUGUCCUUUUCACUGCACCACGUUUGAGCCCAGACCCCCGUUCCCAUUCCCCAAAAGACCGACCCAGUCCCUGCGGGAAGCCCUGGAUUUCAGACAGAGCAAGUCUGGGUCUGGGACCCCUUCCUUCCUUCCUUCCCUGACUUGUAACUCCACCAACCCAUCGAUAGAAGGAAGGAGACUCAUCUCUGUGUCAGUGUGAAUCAGACCCCGCCCCCCCACAGCGGAGCCCUGGCCCUCCGCCUCAGCCUCGUGUCACGCUGUUGCCUUAUCUUUAACGUGCAUUCGUCUUUGGAAUUGCCACCUUCCCGCUCUCCCUCUGGCCCUGCCUUCUCCAGGGGACUUCUGGGAAUAUCAGUUACCCAGCCCUGGGGCCCACAACCUAGGCCACUCCCCACAGGAAGUCUAGGAGCUGGGAGGAAAAGAAAAGAGGGAAAAACGAGUUUUCCUGGGGCUGAACUGGGAGGAAAGUCACCAUCGAUUCUAUUUUAGAAUGAGAGUGUGAAAACAGACAUGUAGAAACGUGAAGCUUUUAGGGCAUAUCGUGAUAACUGAAGGAGAGUGUGCACCGACAUGCAGGAUUUCCUACGAGAUUCCCAGAGACAGGAAAAUCCUCCGCUGGCUGACGAAGCGUACAGGCGCGUCCGGGUGAGGCCGACAGACAAGGCAGGAACGUGCGGCAGAUUUGGUGACAGCUAGAGAUAAGGCAGCGAAAGGAGGAUGUAGAGAGUCUGUGAAUAAUUUCCAGAGAGAACAAAAGUUUGCCAGAACUUUGUCAGGUCAACUAAUGCAGAAAGCUUUGCUUAUGGUAAUAAAAUUGUAGCACACUGUUGCAGAUACUGCUGUAAUAAAUGCUUUGUGCAAACCAA